AAGCUGCCUCUUCCUUGGACAAGCAUAGCUAUCGGCUUGACAGGAACAAUGUACACAGCUCUGGGUGGACUAAGAGGCGUAGUGUGGACCGACUGCUUCCAGGCAAUACUCAUUAUACUGUCUCCAGUGACCGUUAUCUCCAAGGUCGUGUACGACAGCACAUACAAAAACAUGACACUCCGUCCGCUUUGGGACAUCAAGGCAAAUAGAUAUUUCCUCAAUACCACACUGGAUUUCACAAAGGACGAAAAUCUUUGGGCCAGCCUAAUCGGACUCUUCAGCUUUUCUAUGUACCGAUGCUACAUGGACCAGAUUGCUGCGCAGAGAUACCUCGCAGCUAAGACCCUUCAAGAUGCGAAAAAGAUAGUUUGCAUAGGAACUCUCCUAACAAACCUGGGCUAUAUGUUGAUAUGUCUCAUUGGAAUUUCUCUAACCUAUUGGUUUCGUGAUUGCGACCCUCAACUUACAGGAGAAAUUGGUCGACCUGAUCAGAUACUGCCGUUCUACGUUUCCGUAUACCUCAAUGAUUUUCCUGGAUUUCCGGGUAUAUUCCUGGCUGGGGUCGUGGGAGCGACAACAAGGUUAUCUCGCGACACGUUCGUCAUUUCAAUGUAG
Ixodes scapularis (black-legged tick) is the source of this 615-nucleotide messenger RNA. Its product is annotated as sodium/iodide cotransporter-like. The record is from RefSeq and is a predicted model, not a curated record. Bases 49 to 615 code for a protein of 188 amino acids. The transcript is spliced from 6 exons. Gene Ontology annotation, molecular function: symporter activity. Lineage: Eukaryota; Metazoa; Arthropoda; Arachnida; Ixodida; Ixodidae. Gene Ontology annotation, biological process: sodium ion transport; transmembrane transport. Gene Ontology annotation, cellular component: membrane.